UGUUGCAUUAUUCACUUCAUGGUCUCCAUGUCAUUCUUCGUCUUCUUUAUUCGUUUUAAAAUCUCCAAAGCAUAUUUCUUAGAGGAAUGUGAGGCACACAAACAUGAGAGCAACGAGAUAUGGACCCCCAUUUAUUACAUUAAUUAAACAAAUAGUUUAGUUUGUCUAUAUUAAGAGAAAUUCAGAAACCUAAACCUGAAAAAUCCAAUUUUCAAGGAGUCUCUUCAGCGCUUCGGAUCCCGACGGUUUUGGUGUUGAUUUUGUUUUUCUUGACCUGGGUUUUGUGUUUCAAAAAAAAGAAAAAAAAAAGGUGAAGAUAGAGGGAAAACCCUAACGGGGGUUUCUUGGGGAAGGAGCAACCAUUGUUUAUGAAGGAUUCCAAGGCAUUUAUUGAUCUUUAAUAACAAGAAGAAAAGAAGAAAGAGAGAUCAAAGGUUGCUUGAGAAAGGGUUCAUCUCAUCGUAAAGGAGUUAAGAGAAGAUGAAUUGCUUUUCUUGCUUUUAUUUCCAUGAAAAGAAAAAAACUCCCAAAGAUUCAGAUAACAGCCGCCGGAGAAAUGGCGAGUUGACCGGUAGAGACAACAACAAAACACACCCUGAGAUUCCAGACAAGACUGGAAAUGAGCAGAACAAGAACAAUGAUGCAGAAAAAGAAAUGACCAACAACAUUGCUGCUCAGACAUUCACCUUCAGGGAGCUAGCUACUGCCACCAAGAAUUUCAGACAAGAAUGUUUGAUCGGUGAAGGCGGCUUUGGUAGGGUUUACAAGGGCAAACUCGAAAAAUGUGGCAAGAUUGUGGCUGUGAAGCAAUUAGAUAGAAAUGGUCUACAAGGAAACAAAGAGUUUAUCGUAGAAGUGUUGAUGUUAAGUCUUUUGCAUCACAAACAUCUCGUGAAUCUCAUUGGUUAUUGUGCUGAUGGAGAUCAAAGACUUCUUGUCUAUGAGUACAUGUCUCGUGGUUCACUUGAAGAUCAUCUCCUCGACCUAACACCUGACCAAGUACCGUUGGAUUGGGACACAAGGAUCAGAAUCGCGCUAGGAGCCGCGAUGGGUCUUGAAUACUUGCAUGACAAGGCAGAUCCUCCGGUGAUCUAUAGAGAUCUCAAGGCAGCUAAUAUCCUUUUGGACAGUGACUUCAACGCCAAGUUAUCAGAUUUUGGGCUAGCGAAGCUAGGUCCUGUCGGAGACAAACAACAUGUGUCUUCAAGAGUUAUGGGAACUUACGGGUACUGUGCUCCAGAGUAUCAGAGAACCGGUCAGUUAACCAUUAAAUCAGAUGUUUACAGCUUCGGAGUUGUGUUGUUGGAACUGAUAACUGGACGAAGAGUUAUUGAUACGACCAGACCCAAAGAUGAACAGAACCUAGUGACUUGGGCACAACCGGUGUUCAAAGAACCGAGUAGAUUCCCGGAGUUAGCGGAUCCAAGUCUUGAAGGAGUGUUCCCGGAGAAAGCACUUAACCAGGCAGUGGCUGUCGCUGCAAUGUGUUUACAGGAAGAGGACACGGUACGGCCACUCAUGAGCGACGUUGUGACCGCUCUCGGUUUCUUGGGAACUGCUCCUGAUGGCUCUAUCUCUGUUCCACGAUACGACGACGUUUCCCCUCCUCAGCCGCCGGGUGAAACAUCCCGUGAGGAUCCUGCGGCGGCUGAGGAACGGGAGAGAGCCGUGGCGGAGGCAAUGGAGUGGGGAGUAGCUUCAAGGGCGCAUUCUCGGAACCCAAGUGCAGCACAGUCCCUAAAUCCAAGUUCUGCACAGUCCCGGAACCCAAGUGCAGCACAUUCCAGGAACCCAAGUGCUUCUUGAUUAUAAAACUUUUACAUCUUUUUGUCUUCUUGAUUUGGUUGUUUUUCUUUCUUUUUUUUUUUUUGGCCUUUUGUUUUUGAAGUUUCAGAGAAUAGUGAUAGAAGUAUGUUCUGUUUUGUUUGAAUGUAUAUAUUGCAGCUGGGUUUUUAUAGCUCGAGACUGCAAAUUUCAUGGAUUAUACUCUUGGCUGCACGUUGAUAGACGGAAUAAAUCGACCGCAUCAUAGGAAGCUGGGUCGAGGUGUUUCAAAUUUGUCAGAUCAUGAGGGAAUGAUCAUUUUUACAUCUUUUUGUUUUCUUGAUUUGGUUGUUUUGGUCUGUUACAGAGUAAAUCAUUAGAGCAAAUCCGACUCUAUAAUAUAGUUAUUCUAUUUUAAAGUAGAAUAUAGAAAAAAGUAUAGAAGAUUAUAGGAGAUGCUCUAAACAAAAAUCAUUUAAACGACUUCUCAUUUAAUAUAUAGGAGGAGUGUUGCAUAGGAAGAUAUAUGUAAACCAAAGGCAGAGAGAGAUGACUUGGUAUCAAAUGUAUGAUAGAUUUGUCUAGGGUAUUCCCCUUGAUCCUAACCGGAGGUUGCUUACAAACUUAGGUUCACUUUGGGUUGUAUGGAUCCGGAAAACUCUCACAAGUCAGUAAUAAAUCUGAUGGUUCAUGGAAAUGGUUCAAACUUCUCAAGCUUCAACAGCAGGCACUGAUUAUGAAUUUCUGCGUUCUCAGAUUCAUAAUUGUAAAAAUAUUCUGUUUUUGUUUAAUGAUUGAUUGAAUAUGGUAAUUGAUUGAUGUAACAAGAUCAUUCAGUACUCAAGUUCUUGGCAUCAAUCGGCAGCAAAACUUCCCAUAAAUACAUUUUCUCUUUUGUGAUAUUUAAUCUUUCCAAAUUUUCUAUAGUAAACGAAUUUUCUUUUGUUAUAAAAUAAUUUUAACAUUUAAACCUAAUAUUAAAAAUGAAAUAUUUGAAUGUUUAUUUGUACUAAUAAUAUGUGUUUAUUUAAUUAAUAUAAUACUUUAGAAUAAUAACUAAAGACGAAAUACAUAAAAUUGAUAUGAAAACAACUAAAUGGUGUUCAACUGCAAGAUUAUGAACAAAACCAUUAUUAAAUUUUUUUAUUAUCAACUCCUUUAAUAAAUAAUACACAAUUAUUUCAACAACCAGUUAUAAAAUAACAUAAUUGUAGCUUGUUCGUUAAAAGUUAUCAAAUUCAUAUAAGAUAAAAUGCUAAAUGUACAAAUAGAAAUAGUUAUCGAAGUUUACCGUUACGAUCAUAUGACCAGAAACCUACUUGUUUUACAGUUCUACUAGGUGAUUUUCCCGCAUGCACGGGUAUAAAUAUUAAUAAAGUAAAUACAUUAUAAAAAUUUAUGAUUUUUUUUUUAAUUUUUAAUCAUUCUGUUAUUUAUAUUGUAAUAAAUAUGCAAGGUUUAUUUUAAAUAAAAUUAUGUUAUUUAAUUAGACAUAUAAUUUUAGAUAUAUAAUAUCUCGACUCUUUGGUUACUAUUUGUAUAAUUUUGGAUAUAGAAUAUCUCUAUUGUUUGGUUAUUAUUUGGAUAUAUUAGAUAACAUUUAAUUUUUUGAUUCAAUAUUUUUUGUUAUACAAAUUAAAAUUUUGAUUAAUUUUGUUAUUUUCAUGUAGUUUGAUUCUAGUCUUACAUUUGU
Messenger RNA from Brassica napus (rape), 3457 nucleotides. RefSeq names its product probable serine/threonine-protein kinase PBL26. Gene Ontology annotation, molecular function: ATP binding; protein kinase activity. The coding region runs from base 481 to 1806 and encodes 441 amino acids. Gene Ontology annotation, biological process: protein phosphorylation. The transcript is spliced from 6 exons. The record is from RefSeq and is a predicted model, not a curated record. Lineage: Eukaryota; Viridiplantae; Streptophyta; Magnoliopsida; Brassicales; Brassicaceae.